Symphalangus syndactylus (siamang) is the source of this 3996-nucleotide messenger RNA. It is a transcript of the gene KLHL26, whose product is annotated as kelch like family member 26. The record is from RefSeq and is a predicted model, not a curated record. Gene Ontology annotation, molecular function: protein binding. NCBI's taxonomy places the organism in Eukaryota, Metazoa, Chordata, Mammalia, Primates, Hylobatidae.
CUAAGGAGACAGAGUAGAGUGGCAUAUGAUCACCCAGAUCAUCUGAGAGCGGGACAUUUUCCCGGAGCAGGGUGGAAGGAGUGUCAAGGUGACUGUGAGAUGACAGACACGUAGGGGAGCCCCACAGAAGACCCCCAAGACACCCUCUCUGUUGCCAUCAGCCUGAGUCAUCCUCUCUCUGAAAAACUUCCAGGACUGAAGUUCGAGUUGGAAGCACGCAUUCUCCUUGGUGAAGUCCAUCCUGUCCCAGGAGGGCUUCUCUAGGUCUCUCCUCUGGCUCCCCCUCCUCGGGUCCUCGUGGCUCUCUGUCAUGUGAAGUGGGGGGUCAGGAGCGCACAAAUGUUUAUACUCCACGUGAGUCACUUGCACAGAUGACGGGUGAUGUUUUCCUCGCCAAGGCUGAUGGCACCGGGCCCCUCUGCCGUUCCAGCCUCAGUCACGCCUCCAGUCUGUUAGCAUUUAGAGCCGCUGAACUUUCGCAUUGGUCAGGGGCGCGGGCAGCUUGCUGACCUUUUCUGGGAGUCGUGGCGGACGGAGUGGAGCCGUCUGUCUCGUCACAGACAGGCGGGGCUGCGGCUGGGGAUGGCCGCCGCCCACUCUCCCUCAGAAUGGCCCUCAGUGGGGCUUCCUGACCCCUCAGCCCCGGUAAGAAGCUUGUGUGCACUGCAGGGAGAGGCGGCAGCUGGAAAAGUGUUAAGGCCACAGCGGUUUUUCCAGAGGCUCGUCUGGAAUGCUGUGGAUGGAUCUGAGGCUCCUGACAUCCGAGGCCCCUCCUGGUGGGGAGAGCCAGAAACCCAAGACACUGCCGUCAGUUAAAGACUCGAAGUUCACAUUUUAAAAAGUGCAAGGAGACACCCGGUUUUAGAACUGUUCUAGGGCUUUGGAUCACUUCUCGUGGGUUGGGAAGCCGACCAUGGAGAUGAGGCCAGCCUGGGGCCGGAGGAGGGGUGCCUGCCCUGACAGCAUGGCCGACAAGAACGGGGCCCUCAAGUGCACCUUCUCGGCGCCCAGCCACAGCACCAGCCUCCUGCAGGGCCUGGCCACUCUCCGUGCUCAGGGCCAGCUCCUCGAUGUUGUGCUGACUAUUAACAGAGAGGCCUUUCCUGCACACAAGGUCGUCCUGGCUGCCUGCAGCGACUACUUCAGGGCUAUGUUCACUGGCGGCAUGCGGGAGGCAAGCCAGGACAUCAUCGAGCUGAAGGGCGUGUCGGCCCGUGGCCUGCGGCACAUCAUCGACUUCGCCUACAGCGCUGAGGUGACACUGGACCUGGACUGUGUGCAGGACGUGCUGGGCGCGGCUGUGUUCUUGCAGAUGCUGCCCGUGGUGGAGCUGUGCGAGGAGUUCCUGAAGGCGGCCAUGAGCGUGGAGACCUGCCUCAACAUCGGCCAGAUGGCCACCACCUUCAGCCUGGCCUCGCUGCGGGAGUCGGUGGAUGCCUUCACCUUCCGGCACUUCCUGCAGAUCGCUGAGGAGGAGGACUUCCUGCGCCUGCCGCUGGAGCGCCUGGUCUUCUUCCUGCAGAGCAACCGGCUGCAGAGCUGCGCCGAGAUCGACCUGUUCCGCGCAGCCGUCCGCUGGCUGCAGCAUGACCCGGCCCGGCGGCCGCGCGCCAGCCACGUGCUCUGCCACAUUCGCUUCCCGCUCAUGCAGUCGUCCGAGCUGGUGGACAGCGUGCAGACGCUGGACAUCAUGGUGGAGGACGUGCUGUGCCGCCAGUACCUGCUGGAGGCCUUCAACUACCAGGUGCUGCCCUUCCGGCAGCACGAGAUGCAGUCUCCGCGCACCGCCGUGCGCUCGGACGUGCCCUCGCUGGUCACCUUCGGCGGCACGCCCUACACCGACAGCGACCGCUUGGUCAGCAGCAAGGUCUACCAGCUGCCCGAGCCGGGCGCCCGCCACUUCCGCGAGCUCACGGAGAUGGAGGUAGGCUGCAGCCACACGUGCGUGGCCGUGCUGGACAAUUUUGUGUACGUGGCGGGGGGCCAGCACCUGCAGUACCGCAGCGGCGAGGGCGCAGUGGACGCCUGCUACCGCUACGACCCCCACCUGAAUCGCUGGCUGCGCCUGCAGGCCAUGCAGGAGAGCCGCAUCCAGUUCCAGCUGAACGUGCUGUGCGGCAUGGUGUAUGCCACGGGCGGCCGCAACCGAGCCGGCAGCCUGGCCUCCGUGGAGCGGUACUGCCCCCGGCGCAAUGAGUGGGGCUAUGCCUGCUCGCUGAAGCGCCGUACCUGGGGCCACGCUGGGGCCGCCUCAGGGGGCCGCCUCUACAUCUCGGGUGGCUACGGGAUCUCAGUGGAGGACAAGAAGGCCCUGCACUGCUACGACCCCGUGGCCGACCAGUGGGAGUUCAAGGCACCCAUGAGCGAACCCCGCGUGCUGCACGCCAUGGUGGGCGCCGGCGGCCGCAUCUAUGCCCUCGGGGGCCGCAUGGACCACGUGGACCGCUGCUUCGACGUGCUGGCUGUGGAGUACUAUGUGCCCGAGACGGACCAGUGGACCAGCGUGAGCCCCAUGCGGGCCGGCCAGUCAGAGGCCGGCUGCUGCCUGCUGGAGAGGAAGAUCUACAUUGUCGGGGGCUACAACUGGCGGCUCAACAACGUCACGGGCAUCGUACAGGUGUACAACACGGACACCGACGAGUGGGAGCGGGACCUGCACUUCCCGGAGUCCUUCGCGGGCAUAGCCUGCGCCCCCGUCCUGCUGCCCCGGGCCGGGACCAGGAGGUAGCCCUCAAGACCCCCAGGACCCUGGCCUGACCGAAUGUUGUCUCCAAGUGGGGCUUGGCGAGUGCACGUCUGCCUGAGAACCCCAGUGCCCUCCUUCGCCCAGGCUGCCCUUGAGGGGCCUGCCGUGUUGAUAAGCCCCCCUCCCAGGGGUCCCUCCCUCCCUCCUUCCCAAAGCAGAUCCUGGCUCCGAGUCCAUCCAAGGGAGCCUGCCUGCGAAGCGUCUGACGUGGUGGCGGCAAAUUCGUCCCUGGGGUGGUUUCCUCGCCUGGCCCCCGAGUCCCCGCGGGCUGGCGGGUGGAAUCCCAGGUCUCCAGGCGGUCCCCGUGCAGCUCCAUCUCACUUCUUUACCGCCUCCCAGCCCCCACGGUUUCAGGCAUUCAGAUGUGAGCUCAUCAGCAUUGAACCCAAAGUCGGUGGUAUAUGACUCACCCUCCUUCCAAGUCUCCUGUGCGCGUGUUUUUAAAAUAAACUCACCCGAAACGUCCAUAACACACGGACCUCCAGGAGCAGUGAGAGGUGUCUUAGAAGCCCCUGGUUUGGGGUGGGUGGAGGACGAGGGCACGUGUCUGCCUCCCCUGGGGUGCCCUCCUUCCCCCAUCCCAAGCUGCUGAGGGGAGGCCCUGGUCAUGUCUCAGUUCCUGUUUUCAUCUGCUUUCCGGAGGAAAAACCAUAUCAACUUCUAGAAACGGUCCUUAGGGGCUUUGGACCUUCCAUUUGGCACUGAGCAUCUUGUGGGGCCUUAACUGGCUGAGACAUCCCGGCCCUCUGCAUUUGCCCUGUUGGCCGGGCGGUCCCCUUCCCGCAAUUGGAGGGCAACGCUAACUUCAGAAUCCCAUAGUGUCACUUGCCGCAGAUCUGGUGGGGCGUCUUUUUUCUCCUCCCUGCUUUCCACCCCUUUGCACCCCGCCACUCCCUGGCCUGCCCUGUUUUUGGGUCAACAUUGCUACGGAGCCAGCAGUGAGGCCUUUCCCUUCAAGGGCUCUGUGGCAUCUCUGGCCACAUUUGUUUUAAUGUCUGAACCUCUAAACCUUUUCUUUUUGAUUGGUUUUACUGUGUUUUUUGUUUGUUUGUUUUAAGAAGCCAGCACUGUUGUCUCAUAGAUGGGAUUUGUACUCUUGGGGCAACUUAAAGUGUCUCUCUCGCUGCUAACAGACGAUUGAUGUCUUGUCUCUGUGACCCACUCACCAUGUAAAGAAUUAACCUCCUAUCUUAGCAGACGUCGUCUCCUAAUAUUUCCCUUUAUUUAAUAAAAAUGUUAUGGUGAAGAGA